AUGGAAAUAACAUCAUUAUACGUUGGAUUAUAUUUUUUGGCUUUUUUAUUACAUUUAACAACAUGUAAAGUUGAAAACCAGAACGAUUGGAACGGAUCGAUAAAUAAUCAAUAUCAUAUACAAACCGAUGAAGGUGAUGAAAGAUAUUUUAAAUAUCAGACUAAAUCCGGACAAUAUAGAAAAGAAAAACGUUUACAAGAUGGUACGGUUAUCGGAACUUACGGGUGGAUUGACCCUAAUGGCUACCUACGACUUCGCGACUACGUUGCCGAUAAACAAGGAUACAGAAUAGUUAAAACAAAAUUAAUUUACGUAGGCGACAAAUCAAAAGAUGAAAUUCCAACCAAAAGUAUUAACGAAAAGUUUUUGUCUUCCGAGAAUGGGCCUCAAGAAGAAUUAAAUAAUAAUUAUAUUCCGAGACGCCCGAACGCCCACCACCCAUCUCAACUCGGCCAUGAAAAUUCAAAAGCUUCCGCACCUUUGUUGUACUCCUCCUCAAAGCCGCCUUUGGCUCAUAUCCUUACAGAUUCUUCCUCUGGCUCAUACAACGUACAACCACAAUCGGAUAUAACAUCCCAAUACGAAACAAAUAAUAAAUAUUCAAACGAUGAUUUCGGUAUCGCACAAGUUUCUUCGAGUCCUCUUUUAACAACAUCACCUUUUCGACCUUUGACGGUUUCUCCACUUCCUCCCUCCAAUUAUUAUUAUUCCGAUGAUUUAAACGAUAAUUUAUUUUUGAAAUCGACAAAUCCCGAAACCCUACAAGUAUUGGCUCCACCUCCUCCAAUUUAUUAUACGGCUCUUCCGAGCAAUUCCAGAGAAAUAAGAAGAAAUUUUAUAACAACCGAUAAUGUAAACAACAACAACAACAACAACAGAGGGUACGUAGGAAACGAUAAAGAGGAAGAAGAAUCUCCUCAACCAUACGAUGGUAUUUCAACGGUUGAAAAUGGUUUCCGAUAUUUUUUACCAAGACAUUAUCACGAAGAAACUCAAAGAAAAGACAAAGAAGAACGAGUGGGUAGUUUUGGUUAUAUUGAUCCUUUCGGUAUAAGACGAGUCAUUUAUUACAAUUCUUCACCUGGAAAAGGUUUCGUUCAUAAGAAAAAUAACAGAUACGUGGGUUUUUCAGCCACACCUUACGAUCCCAGGCCAAAAACUAAUAUUGAAAAACAUUAUUCGACAUUUUUUUUCGAAUGA
Messenger RNA from Pediculus humanus corporis (human body louse), 1200 nucleotides. RefSeq lists its product as uncharacterized. The transcript is spliced from 4 exons. Gene Ontology annotation, cellular component: chitin-based extracellular matrix. The record is from RefSeq and is a predicted model, not a curated record. Gene Ontology annotation, molecular function: structural constituent of chitin-based larval cuticle. The coding region runs from base 1 to 1200 and encodes 399 amino acids. Lineage: Eukaryota; Metazoa; Arthropoda; Insecta; Psocodea; Pediculidae.